AUGUCUGGUCCCGUCGUUCCAACGCUCUUCGUGGACGCAAAGGGCGAUUUCAGUAUUCCAGCCAUGUGCAUGCAGGCAGCGGUGCGGCGCUGGCCCAUUCUGUUUACAGCUCAAUGGGAUGGGUCACUCUGCUACGCUUGUGCAUUGGAGGUGUUGGCUAAUCUAGUCCCGUACAUACCCCGACCUCUCGCCUGGCAUGGCGCACCGUGUGCGCGCAAGGCCAUGGGCGAUCACAGCGGGGCGUGGACUUAUGCAGAGUUUUACGAAUACGCUAAAGAUCGUCGGGUGGCUAAGCUGCUGCAAGAUAGGAGCUACCAGCUUCCUGCGGUGGUCCUUGCUAGUGUCCUGGCUAAAGUAAUGCGUGCUUGCUGCGUGAUCAGCAACUCCUCCGUCAUUGCGGAAGUCUGUUCAUGCAUCGACCACCAGGUCGACAUCACGUAUUCGAAGCGCGCGUUCGUGCAUUGGUGCGUGGGCGAUGGCACGGAGGAAGGCGAGUUCUCCGAGGCUCGCGAGGACCUGGAGGCGCUGGAGAAGGAUUACGAGCUGGUGGGCAUCGACGGACGGCGGAGGGCGAGGGCGUUAUGA
Messenger RNA from Prorocentrum cordatum, 585 nucleotides. NCBI's taxonomy places the organism in Eukaryota, Dinophyceae, Prorocentrales, Prorocentraceae. The record is from the annotation of a GenBank genome assembly.